Messenger RNA from Poecilia reticulata (guppy), 2051 nucleotides. RefSeq names its product excitatory amino acid transporter 3-like. Gene Ontology annotation, cellular component: plasma membrane. The record is from RefSeq and is a predicted model, not a curated record. Lineage: Eukaryota; Metazoa; Chordata; Actinopteri; Cyprinodontiformes; Poeciliidae. Gene Ontology annotation, biological process: L-glutamate transmembrane transport. Gene Ontology annotation, molecular function: L-cysteine transmembrane transporter activity; glutamate:sodium symporter activity; L-glutamate transmembrane transporter activity.
UCUUUUUUUUAAACUGAAUAGGGAAUAACUAAAAGCUGUUAGUCAACUGCUUAGUCAUCGUGCUCCACUGAACUUCAUUUACCGUAGUAAGUUUGUAUUUGUCUCGUCUCUGCUGUUUAAAAGUCUUCUUUAGUAGUAUUUGACUAAUUUGCUUCAUGUAAUUUGCGAGGGUAAACCAGUCGUAGACUAGCGGUGGAUGCUAACUUGCUAAUGUCAAUGAAAUCUGUUGGACCGCUGAAGAAAUGUCUACCAGAGACUGGAGCAGGAGGUGCAUUCGGAGUUGUUUUAACACAAGGAAUGCGUUGACAUUUGUGACUCUAUCGGCUGUUGUUGUGGGUGUUGCUAUUGGCUUGGUUUUGAAGACCUUUACAACUCUUACAUUGUACGAGAGAGCGUGGCUUCGCAUUCCCGGAGAAUUUCUUUUCCGGCUGAUGCAAUUUGUUACUGUCCCUCUGCUGAUGACAAAUGUGAUACUCGGAAUUGCUGGUGCCACUCUCAGUCCCUCCAAAAAGAUCACUAGAUGUGCAUUAACAUACUUUAUCUUUACAACAAUAAUGUCUUUGGUGAUAGGAAUCACCCUGACAAUGCUGAUCAAACCAGGGAUCAGUGCAGAUGCAGAUCUAGCAGAUGACGGUACUGAAAAUGAGGAUGCCUACAGCACCAUUGAUGCCCUGUCUGAUCUAAUAAGAAACCUCAUUCCACACAAUCUGAUUCUGCUGAGCUACAAACAGUACAAGACUAGGAAGGUGUUCAAGGAGCCACAAGAGGUCAACGGUACCCUUACGGAAAAUCUAGACUUGCAAUUAGUAGGCGAAAACAUGCGAGGAGUUAACAUGCUCGGAUUGAUAGUGGUGUCAGUUUUCAUUGGGAAGAGCAUUAGGAAGAUUGGAGCUGUGGGUGGAACCUUCCUGGAGGUCAUCAACACCGUCAACAUUGUCUCCAAAAGUUUGGUGAAAAUAAUAAUGAUCUAUUUUCCCAUUGCAGUGAUGUUCAUGAUGGCAAGCUAUGUUCAUACCAUUGCAGACGACUGGCAGACUGUUGUUAGCCUUGGAAAGUUCAUCACCGUAAUUGUUACUGGACUUCUCAUCCAUGGUUUUUUGGUGUUGCCACUCAUCUGCUUCGUGUGUAUGAGAAGGAACCCAUACCCAAUCUUUCCAGGGAUUGCACCUGCAUUGCUAAGGGGGAUGCUCGUUUCACGCUCUUUUGCGGCAUCAGAGACAUUCAGCUGUUGCGAAGAUAGACUGAGGAUCAACAAAAGAAUAACUCGCUUCAUGCUGCUCAUUGGGAUCCACGCCAAUAUGGAUGGAACGGUCCUUUAUGAGAUGUCCGCUGCCCUGUUCAUUGCUCAACUCUCAGGCUCCAGGUUGCACUGGACCAACAUCAUCAGCAUUGCUGUGACAGUGGCAGUGGCCACUCUUGGAGAGGCAGGAAUCCCUGCUACAGGAAUGAUGACCACCCUCUUCAUUUUGACCAUCACUGGGAUUCCAGUGAGACCUGCCUCCCUUUUGCUCUCCAUUGAAUGGCUGCUAGAUCGCCUCAAUGCCGCUGUCAAUAUCAUGAGCGACUGUUUUGGUGUCUUUCUUGUUGCUAAUGUGUCAGAAGGAGAACUGAAAAAAAUGGAGGAGGAGAUGCCUUAUGAGCAUCUACCAGAAGCGUGGAAGCCACCAGAAGACGUUACUUAAACAGCAGCCCUUAGCAGUCCUUAACAACGACACGAUUGUUGACAGUUGUAAAGAUGAAGAGAUGGACUUCAGCAUUUCUAUUUUUUUGCAAUUAGCAUAUUUAUCACCUUUGUAAGUUUUUGCCUUGUAAUGGUAUUGCUGUUAUUUUAAAUGAGCAUGCUGACAGUUAUUUCAAUAUUGGGUUUGUUUGGGGGGGAAAAUAUAUAUAUUUAAGUUUGUUUUUUUUUGGUUUUUUUGUUUUAUUGUUUUUGUCAUUUGCACUUAUAGCAUUUUACAGUACUACAGUACUUUUGGAUAACUUCAGCAUUCUGUCAUUAUAUAAGAUGUUGUUUGGUACUAAAGAAACAAUAAACGUGCACUUGAGCAGAA